This is a messenger RNA of Kuraishia capsulata CBS 1993, 1047 nucleotides long. RefSeq lists its product as uncharacterized. The record is from RefSeq and is a predicted model, not a curated record. The coding region runs from base 1 to 1047 and encodes 348 amino acids. The transcript has a single exon. Lineage: Eukaryota; Fungi; Ascomycota; Pichiomycetes; Pichiales; Pichiaceae.
AUGACUGUUCCUCCUCCCAAAGAUCUUUCCGAACUCGCCCCAAGUGGCACCCUUUCAAACGUUGAAUUUUCGGUUGAGGGAGAUGUUAAAACCGCAAAAAUCAAGAACCCAAUCAAGGAUGAGAGAUCUCUGAAACCCACAGUCGACGAUUUGACUGUUUCUGAGCCCGUGACUGUCGAUAAGAUUGCCGAGAAGCUCGAGAUAUACGGUGGUGCUAUCGUGAAGAAUCAUCUAUCUGAAGAGAUCGUUGAUAAAAUGUGGGAUGAUAUCUCCCCGCAUUUCAAGAAAAGAACCUGGAACGGUGACUUCUUUCCACAAGAAACCUUGAGAGUCACUGCUACUGUUUGCAAGUCUAAAACUGUUGCUGAAGAUUUCAUGUGCAACCCAUUGUUCAUGGAGCUUUGUGCACGCUUUAUUGGAAAGAAGAAUACCUUCGUCAUUGGAGAUGAGCUUACUACAGCUUACUCCGAACCACAGCACUGUUCUUCAACUUUGUUGAGUAUUGGUCCAGGUGCCAAAGAUCAGCCUUAUCACCGCGAUGACAUUAUCCACCACAAUAUCUGUCAAUACCGUGAGAAGUACGAGUACGGCCAUGAAACUGCCAUUGCCUGCGCUAUAGCACACAACAAAGCCACUAAGGCUAAUGGUGCGACUCGCUUUGUUCCAGGUUCUCACCUGUGGGACCACCAGCGUGUCCCAAAGCCUGAGGAAGCUGUUUACGCUGAAAUCGAGAAGGGCGAUGCUUUCUUCAUGCUGGCUUCUUGCUUCCAUGGAGGCAGCGCAAACACCACGAAAGACGAAUGGCGUAACAUGAGCUUCAUGUUCAUGACUCAAGGUUUGUUGAGACAGGAAAUCAAUAUCUUUCUCGAGACUCCUCUUGAGUACUUCCAGUCGCUAUCAGUUCAGGCUCUCAAGAGCAUUGGGGUUGCUGUCAGCCAACCGUUCUGUGGAUGGUACAGGGAUCUGGAAGAUCCUCUCAAGGUUAUGAAACCAGAGUCAAGUAACGGCAGUGACGAUAUUGAAAACGCAUUCAAAUUAGUUGUCUGA